UAUCUUUUUACAUAUUUAAAAUUGUUAAAAGCAAAUAUUUUUUUGACAUGUGUCAACAUCUAUAACCGAUAAAUAUGACACGUGUCGCGAUCUCUUGAGUUACUAACUUCGAAAACCCAACUUUAUAUAAUAAGAUGCAAUAUGCAAUCGAUUUAGUAAUGUUGGUUAAGUACUUGUACCGGUUUGUGGUCCAAUAUACUAUGUAAGGAAAACUUUUCCUUUUUUAGCAUAAUAAUCAAACUAGAUAGUGACCUGCGGUGCACCGCGGGGUAAUUUUGGCUUUACGGUUUAUAAGUUUAGACUAAACUUAUUUAAACCCAAAUCAAAUUUAUUUUUAACUAAAAGUACUAACUAAUGAUUAAUUGGCUAAUUUAAUUUAGGCUAACUAAAAAAUUAUGGACUAAUUAAACUCUAAACCCAAUAUUUCUAGGCCCAUCUAAGCCCAUCCUAUCUAGGCCCAUCUAAGCCCAUCCUAUCUUAACCCUGAUCCACUGACAACUAACCCUAGAGCACACUUAGCCAAAAUUCAGAGACUCUCGCCUCCUUCUUUCUCUCGCCGAAACAACAAUUUCCAGAAGGUUUCCAGCUCUAGAUCCUUUCAGUCCUCUGAAGCUAAAAAGUCCGUCGUCACUCAAACACUUCACAAUCGCCGCGACUCCUCUGUGACCGUCUCCACCGCUCAAAAUCUCCCGCUGAAUCGCUAAUUACACAGUCUCCGGUAAACUUCUCUUCUCUCUCUGUCUCUCUCUCUCUGCAUAGGGCAGUUCGCUUUGUGCAUCGUUUAACCUUCACAAUCCCUUAAAUAAACCCUAGAAUGAAAUUUAGUUCGAAUCGCAUAACGCAUUGUCGAAAUCUGAUUGAUGGGUCUUGAUUUUAUGAUAUGUAAUUGAUUUUUCUCGAUGAAAUUUCAAAGCUUGGCUUGUGGAAAUUAGAGCAUGGUCAAGUACUAUGACAUUUACUUGAGAGAUUCUUCUUAUCUUCUCAUUUUUCAAAUCAAAAAUCUUUUGGAAAUUAGAUACGUCCCCUUAACAACUCGUAAUCAUCUUCUCCUUCUAUGAAUUUUUAAUAUUUUUUUGUAUCAUCGUUUUGUAUGUAUGUCAAUAUAUGUUCGCUUUGUUCUGCUGGGAUUGGAUGACUUCUGUUUCUUGUUUCAUGGUAUUGCUUAUGUCUCAUAUCUAAUGAAUUUGUGAAUGUUUCCUUUACCCUUCAAACUCUUGCUUGUUAAGGCUGAUUGGGAUAUUGCUCUAUUGUUUUGUUCUUGUGUUAUCAAUUACAAUGUAAUGGUGUUAUCAAUGAACUCUGGACUUGAUUUGUGUUGGGUCAGCUGAGUAGCUGUGUGCUUACUCUUGGGACAGUUAAAUUGUUCAACUCUUUGCUUAUGUCCUUGAUAUGUUAUCUCUUCUUCAGGUACUGUAAAGAAUGGCCAAUCCACAUGGCGACGUCAUUGCUCAUGUGAAACGUAACAAUGUACUUGUGGACGUGCACCAUGGGUCCAACGGGUAUUUCCUGAUGAUAAAAAACGGCCGAGUCCUUACACGAGCACGGUGGCCAAAGGUAUGCUCCUAUUUUCUUUUAACAACUCUUUUAAACAUAGAACUUUACUUAUAUGGUUUAUGUUUUCUAUUUGCAGAACACUGAUCCAAACCAUCUUUGGUUGGACAUCGAAAACUGUGAUGUCCCAAAGGAUCUACAGCCAGAACUGCUGUACCACAUGAUCAAGCGCGGGUUGAAAGACCGCAACUACACAGGACCGCUCACCAUCACUGCUAUUUUUGCCAAUACUACAGAGCACAUAUCUCUAGAUAUGCAGAGAUAUGCUUGCAAAGCUGCCGGCAGAUAUCAGAACUGUGGAUAUGGGAUUGUAUAAUGCAUCUAAAGAAGAACUAAAAGAUGCUGCUGACCGUGCAAUCGAAAAGGAGAUAGAAGCGUUUUCGAAUAACCCUGUGAACGAUCCUGCUCGCAACGUGAUGGUUAUGAGCGGAGACAAGAUCUUUGUUAAGACACUGCGGGACCUCAGGGGAAAAGGCUACAGGACCUUAGCUGCAUUCAGGGUGUCUAGCGACGAGGAGGAGCUCAAUGCCCAAGUUUGGGACUCUUGGGUUUUCAGGCAACUUCUAAACCUUCCUUGGACUGUUGGGGAAAAGCCUAGGGAGGAGCAGGACAGGAAAAGGAAGAGAUCAUCAAGUUCAGCGGUUCUGCAACACUAUUGCCGUAUGUCUAACGAAAAGAAAUUUCCUGCUUAGGUUAGCUUCCUAAAGAAGUACCCAGACCAAAAGGUGGUCAUUUUUUUCUCUAGUUGCAGCUCUGUAGAAUAUCAUUAUGAAAUGAUAAGAGCUUUGGAUAACGAUCUGCGUUGCUUGCGAAUCCACGGGAAUCUGGAUUUGGAGAAGAAUCUUCAGACAUUUUCAGAGUUCAAGACAAAUGGAGGAGGUCUUUUCUUGCUCUGCAGUGAUGCUUUGGCACUUGGUCCUCACAUUCAAGGAGUGGUAAGUUUGUGCUC
Molecule: messenger RNA, 2500 nt
Organism: Arabidopsis lyrata subsp. lyrata
Lineage: Eukaryota; Viridiplantae; Streptophyta; Magnoliopsida; Brassicales; Brassicaceae
Exons: 3
Coding region: 1815-2243 (142 amino acids)
Source: RefSeq, a predicted model, not a curated record